CUGAAUUAAAUUAUAAAUUAUCUUAAUUUCACUAUAAAGGUAAGUUUAUGAACCUCAGCUGUAGAAUGCAUCGAAGCUCAAUUUACGAAGGACUCACACUUUAUGAUUCUGGACUCUCUGAAGGUGAAGCCAAAUGGGUCAGGAAUUCACGGCUUUAUCAUAUAAUAUGAUGGUUCUUGAACCUGCUUAUGGUAUUGUGACUCGCCUACAUUAUCUGGGAAAAGUUUGAAUCUGUGUUCAUGGGCUAUAUUGUUUUCUCAUGAUUUGCUCUCACAGCUUCUAUUAUUUAUGCAAGAAGGUAUAAAUCGUGGUAUGGUCAUAAUAUUUUAAUCUACUUUAUCCUUGGAAUAUUCAUUGUGAUUAAUUUCAUACUGUUCGGUGUGAUAAUAAUGGCUGAGUUAUAUCCAUUAGAAGCAGCAAAAGAGUACAGACAAACUCAAGAUACUUGGUAUAAUAUUUCUCUGACUCUUCUGUUCUUUUUCAUUCCUGUGCUGCACUCUUUGGCAAUAGUGUAUUUGUUUUCCGUUAGAAGAUAUUGAGAAACACGAGUUUUAAAAGAAAGAGGAGGACUCAAACAACCCCAUGGAAAACAUAUCUUGGAAUACAAUCCUCAAAAGGACGAUAAAGAUUACGAACAAAAUUUUGGGGACGUCUUUAGGUUUAAUUAGAGACUUUUCGCCUAUUUAACUCAAUGCUAAUAUUCAGCUUAAAUUUUC
This is a messenger RNA of Moneuplotes crassus, 716 nucleotides long. Lineage: Eukaryota; Ciliophora; Spirotrichea; Euplotida; Euplotidae. The record is from the annotation of a GenBank genome assembly.